This is a messenger RNA of Acytostelium subglobosum LB1, 294 nucleotides long. RefSeq lists its product as hypothetical. The transcript is spliced from 2 exons. Bases 1 to 294 code for a protein of 97 amino acids. The record is from RefSeq and is a predicted model, not a curated record. NCBI's taxonomy places the organism in Eukaryota, Evosea, Eumycetozoa, Acytosteliales, Acytosteliaceae.
AUGAAAGCACUGAGCAGGUUGUUAUUCUUGAUUGGUGUUGGAUUGGUAUCAUACCAUACCAACCCAACAAAGGAGGACUUUGAUCGUCAACUCUCACAACGAGUGUCAGACAGAAGUGGAAAGAUUGCUGGAUUCGUUGCAAAGAAUGCAAUGUCAAUGUUCAACAUUCUUGAUGUUAGAGUACGCAACUGCAUCUACUUCUCAAUGGCAACGAGAAGGUAUGAUAACUCAAAUGCUGAGGAUCUAGUUGGAAUAGGUGUUCUUGGCAAAUGGUUCUUCCUUCUUGACGAUUAG